CCUUUACAUAUCGGGGGGAGCGCCGGGACACGGAGCGACUGGGAGUGUGUCCGGUCAUAUCGUGGCAGAUGGCAAGUAUGAUCAACUUAAGAGAGAAAAAUUCUCUGGUUUCGACAUCUAAAGGUAACUUUGAGGAUGACAAAGGAUCUACAGGCACAUCCAUUCGAUUGCGAUCCGUAACAAGGAGUUUGGCUAAUGCAAACACGACAGGCAAUUCUUUAAUUGUACAAGUCAUCAAACAGGAAGAGCUUCCAAAAACAAAGGAAGAAAAAAGGCUUAAGGAACAGGAGCGUAAAGAAGCUGAAGAAGCUAGCCAGAAAGAAGUAGCAGAAUGGGACAGAAAUUUGCUAUCUCUUGCUGAGCCAACUUGCAUGCAGACCAUGUGGGAAAUACCAGCCAUUGGACAUUUUCUUUGCUUAGCCCAGCAAAUUUUAAAUCUUCCUGAAAUCGUUUAUUAUGAACUAGAACGUUGUUUAUUGAUGCCUCAAUGCAGUGUAUUUCUUUCAAAAAUAAUGACUUCUUUAUUAAGCCCUCCACAUCGGAGAAUGACUUUACACCGCAGACCUAACCUUCCCUAUCGAGCAUGGGAAGCAACACUUAGGCAGAAGGUGCAACAAUGGUAUACAGUUGUUGGUCAGGCUGAAAACCCUGAUCGAUGUGCUGAGAAAAUUGGACUCUGCUCUCAGUUUUUUAAGGUUCUUGGUGAAGUGAAUCCCCUUGAACAAAAAGUAUUUCACGAGUUGCCUUUCUAUCAAAAGGUUUGGUUGUUGAAGGGUUUGUGUGACUUUGUAUACGAAACUCAGAAUGAGGUUCAAGAUGCUGUUCUCGGACAACCUAUCCAUGAAUGUAGAGAGGUCAUUUUGGGUUAUGAUACACAGGAAAAUGCAUAUAUUCACUUUCCUCAGUUUUGUGGAGCCGAUGUCAGAGUUUACAGACAGAAGCCGUUACAGGCCCCAGAAUUUCCAAUCCCUCCCAUUCGAAUUAAAAGAACAAGAAAAAUCAAACCUGAUAGACGUAAAUGUAAGUACUCUAAUAAAAACAAUGGGGAGAUGUCACCAAGCCCUGUUGCCGAGCUUGAGAAAUGUUCUCAGUGUCUUGAGGUCUGUUCAACAACUUGUCACUGUGACAACUGCAGCAGCCAUUCAGAGCAGAGGAUAAUGUCAAGUUGUGAGAAUAAAGACCAGCAACCAUUUGACACUGUGAAAGUUGGAUUUUGCAAAGAAAAUGUAGAGAGUUCUUUUACUCCAGGAGAGAUUGACAGUUGUGGAGAACCUCUAAGCCCAGGAGAAGUUCUUGAAAAUCUAGAUAAAUAUGGAGAAGCAACCAUUCUAAAACGUGACACCAUCCCUCUUAAAGAAAAUGCACUUAAAACAUGUCAGGUUCACAUAAAUGUGAAUAGUCCUGAGAGCCCCGACUUCCUUUGCCAUCGAGUGGCAAUGGAUAUUAUUGUAGAUCACCCUAUUCUGAACCACAAGAAGCUGAAACUCAGCAAGAUGAGGGUGAAGAAGAAGAAGAAAAAAAAGAAGAAAUUGAAAGACUUUCUAAAUGCAAACAAGCAUGGUAAAUGUGAAAACAUUCAGUUGCAUACAUUCAAAUCGUUUAAGACUGACUUCCAAAAUAAGUUGUAUCUUACCAAAAAAAGAGUAAAGCACAAGAAACACAAGUCUGCUAAAAAAGCUGUGUCUAAGAAAGCAAUUUCAAAGAAGAGGAAAGCUACUACGGGUUGUUCCCCCAGUGGACCAGAAUUUGAGCUUGUGUGUACCAAUCUUGAUGAACUCAGGGAAUUGAUCAAGAAAAUAGAUGGAGAACUUAAGGGCUUGGAAAACAACAAAAAGAAAUCUGAAAAAUGGUACUUAAGGAAACAAGGUGUAAAGGAAUUGCGGAGCACUUUGAAUCGUCUACUAAAUGAGUUGCUGCCUUGGGAACCAAAACUACUUAAAGCAUUUCAAAGGAACAGAGCCAGACUUAAAAAGGACUAUGAUGAUUUUAAAAAGCUACCAGAUUCAGAACAUUUUACAAGGGAAUCAUGUUUUCAGGAAGAAUGUGAAACAAACAAAUCCCAAAAACCUGUAACAAACACAAUUGAAUUACAUCACCAGGAGCUAACGAAACAAGAGCAUUUUGAGAAAUUGCAGACAACAGAGGUUGACAUGUGUGGAAAGGGCAGGUUACUCAAGAAUGAAUCAUUCCCAAGGUACUUGCUGAAAUCCCCAACUAAAACUUGUAAACGUCAAUUCAAACAACAUUUUUGCACAGAUGAUGAACAGAAAGAAGUUUUUCCAAGUAAGCGGAGCAAGUUAAGCACACCUGAGGCUCCACCCCAGUGCAUGGAAAUAGACCAUUCAAGUCACCAUUCAAAAGAUGAAAAGUAUACUGCAUCUGAAGCCUCAUACACAAUAAAAGACUUUCUUCCUGUAUCUGCAGAUUUGGGAAAAGGGACCAAACCUAUUCAAGCUUUGCUUGUGAAAACUAUUGGGAACAAAGUGGCCUUGACAACUCAAAAUGCAUUGUCUUCUGAAAGUUCUCUCAUGUCAGCUACAGAGACUAAACAAGUAAACCCUGUGUUAUCUUGUGAAACUUCUUCAGCAACUCCACUACAAAUGAUUUACAAGAUGCCAGAUGGACAUUGCGUCCCUACUGAUCAGCAAAAUUCCUCAGUAAAGAUUCAGAUGCAACCUGUGUUUGACUCGAAAACAGGAGAAAAACUAGUGCAACAGGUUCUUUUUUUGCCAAAAGAUUUUUUCAUCCAACAGAAAGAAGGAAAAGAUGUGAUGGAACAGGGGCAGAAUUCAGGGGAAAACCAGCCGAUGCCAUCUAAUGCCGGGGGACAAGUGUGUGUAAAUGUUUCACCAUCAGUUUCUAUUUCUGAUUUUAUUACUACAGAUCUAACUGCACAAGGUGCACCUUCACUUGGUACUAAGAGUGUGGUUCCAAACUCUCCAAGCCUUGCUGUGCCACAAUCAGGCAGUUUACGAGUAUCUUCAAUUGAAUCAAGCAAAAAUAUUGCUCCUGUUUUGACAGCUAAUGUUACACCCACAUUAGUGCCAUCUCUUAUGUCCUUUCCUGUUCAGGCUGAUCUUGGGAGAAUGUCACUAGGGAGAAUGAAUACAUUAACCCGUAACCCACCAAAUACCUCUCCACUAAUAUCCAGGGACAUUUCUGAGCCAAGACAAGAACUAAAAACGGUGUGCAUCAGAGACUCUCAGUCAAUUCUUGUGCGAACACGAGGUGGCAACACUGGUGUUGUGAAAGUGCAAACAAGCCAAGAGCAGAGUUCUUCUGUCAUUAGUCCAAACUCAAUUUUUACUUUCACUCCACAACUUCAGUCAUUUUUGGUGUCGAAAUCUAAAACCUCAGCUUCCUCCACUUUUACUUCCCCAUCCACAGCUACACCUCUUUUGCUACCUUGUUUAAAAUCUCCUCCUGGACUAUCACUGUCCUCAUCUGCUGCAUCUGUUUCUUGUAGCCUAAUGCAGGAAACUGAAUCAAACAAGAAGUCUCCUCAAAGUCAUCCUACGAGUAGCAGUGUCAUUAGCCAAGGAGCAGAUAAGACUCUGAACCCUUCCAACAAUUUGUCCUCUGCAUCUGCCAUAAACUCUUGGCUUCCAUCAAAUUUGCAUGGUAAAAUGGAGAGCACAUCUGGACUUGCAACUACGUUGGCAUGCAAUAAUAUAGGACACGGUAGCAGUGUCAUUACACAAUCAUCAUCGGAUAUGAGACAUACCAAACCAAAGUCUAGCAGCAUAGUACAGCCUGACAGUACCACCCCAUCAAAGACGGAGGUAGCAAGUGGACUCUCUCUCCAAAAGGUUAUGUUAGUUUCGUCUCCCCCUAUUCUCUCAGCUGGCACUUCCACCAACAUUAACUUAUUGCCUAGUUCAACACCAUCAGCUGUAUCUCAAAAGCUUCUUUUCAUUAAUGCUCAAGUUCCAACUGCAUCAUCUAGUUCUGGCAUAGCACUACAAGCUAUAAAACAAGGUCCGUCUCCUUUACUUGAGAGAACUUUUGUUAAACCCACAGAACAGCCGCAGAUAAUUUUACUUCCUUCUACCAUUGCCCAGCCAGUAAAAAUUAGUUCUGCACCAGUCGUUUCUCAAGUUAAAGAUGUUAAAAUUGGACUAACAAUAGGACAGACUAUUGUUAAUAGCAGCAGCACUAAACAAAAUAUUCUACCAGUUAAUAUUCUUCAGAAUACAACAGUCAAAGGAGGGGAGAACAAUCAAAAGAGUUUAGGUGUGUCAAAAGCUUUGGUUCAGGUAGUUCAAAAUACAAGCUCAAAUAUUGGAUGUGGUGAUGGCACAUCAUCUGGAACAAAAGAUGUUAUAGCUUGCUCAGAUAUAUCAUCGACGAGCUCUGCUGUAGCCCAGAGUAGUAAUUUAUUUGACAGGAAUGGUAAUUAUAUACCAAGACCAGUACCUCAGUUGCCUAAGACAUGGAGUACCACAACUGUAGGAAAUACUGUAGCUAAAUCUACUGUAAAAACAGGGCAUCUUUCAUCAUCUGUCCUGCUGUCAACUACCCAAGUGACUAGGCAUGUGAAAAAUGUAUUAUCCACAGUGGUAACACCACACACUUCCAGUAUGGUUUCUUCACAAGUAACUACAAUACCUGCAGCUACUACAUACCAACCAGCAUCAAAAGACACAAUGGAAACAGUGCCGUUUCCAUCAUUGAGGUUGCCAAAACUACUGGCGACAAAUGUCAUAAACUCACAUGCUGUAGUGACUCCUCUUUCAGCAUGUUCGGUAUGUAAAUCAGGGCCUGCUUAUAGUGUACCUCAAGGACCCAGUCAUAUUUUGCAAACAUCCCCAGUACCCACUGUUAACCAUCCAAGGGCACCUUUAAAUGACUCUUGCACUCAUCAGAAAAUUGUUCUCAGUAUCAACACGCCAUUGGCGCCAGGAACUCAAAUCACAAUUAAUGGUACUCGCUUUAUUGUUCCACCUCAAGGUCUUGGAGUUGGAAGUCAUGUGCUUCUCAUAUCUGCUAAUGCAAAGCAAGGACUUCAUGGUUCUAGUAAUUGUAUACCACUACCAUGUCACAACAAUAACACAGAGCAACAAACACCAUUAAAGCAUACUAGUUCAAUAAUACAGCCUUCCAACACAUCGUUUAGUGCAUCUAAAAUAAAUAAUUCCAUGAGCACAAAUCCCUUUGUGCACGCUGUGCCGCACAUCACAAACACAGCAAUUAAAGGUAUCUCUUUACAGCCAGUGGAAAGAUUACCAUUUACAUGUCCACAGCCAUCAACUGGACUCAAACCACUUAUUGUACCAGCCAUACUAAGAGGUAGCAUUCUCCAGCCAAAUAGGAUUUUGGAGUCUCUCAGUGGUGCACCAGUCAAAGAUGGAUCAGUUUUAAAUCCUACGAACUGUUCAGUAAAAACAGCUCUUCCAAGUCCAAUCAUUUUAGAGAAAAAUAAUGCAGAUACUGUCUCGCCAGCAUGUAAGUCUUCAGUGCAACAUUUACAGUAGCAUCUUAAAUCGGAAUCCAGUUAACAUAUCUAUCUAGAUAUAUGAUCUAUAAAUAAAUAUACAGUCAUGGGAAAAGGAAAGUACACCCUCUUUGAAUUCUAUGGUUUUACAUAACAAGACAUAACAAUCAUCUGUUUCUUAGUAGGUCUUAAAAUUAGGUAAGUACAACCUCAGAUUAACAACAACAGAUGACCUAUAACGCAGUGUCAUGAUUUAUUUAACACAAAUAAAGCCAAAAUGGAGUAGUCAUGUGUGAGAAAUGAAUUCAAUAGCUUGUAGAACCAACUUUAGCAGCAGUAACGUGGCAUAAUUCUUUUCUGUAUAACUUCAUCAGUCUGUCACGAUUGUUGAGGAAUUUUGGCCCACUCUUCUUUGCAACAUUGCUUCAGUUCCUUGAAGGUUGCUAGCAUUUAUUUAUGCACCGCUCUCUUAAGGUCCUGCCACAGUCUUUCUAUUGGGUUGAGGUCUGAACUUUGACUGGGCCAUUGCAACACAUUAAUUAUUUUCAGCCAUUCUGCUGUUUAUUUACUGGUGUGCUUUGAAUCAUUGUCCUAUUACCUGGCCCAAUUUGGGACAAGCUUUAGCUGUCUGACAGAUGGCCUGACAUUUAACUCUAGAAUACUGUGGUAUACAGAGGAGUUCCUGAUCGACUCAAUGGCUGCAAGGUUCCCAGGUCCGUGGCUGCAAAACAAGUCCAAAUCACUGCCGUGCUGACAGUUGGUUUGAGAUGUUUGUGCUGGUAUGCUGUGUUUGGUUUUCACCAGUCACGUCGCUGUGCAUUAUAGCCAAACAUCUCCACUUUGGAUAUUUUUCCAAAAGUCUUGUGGCUUGUUCAGAUGUAACUUUGCAAACCUAACCUGUGCUGCCAUGUUCUUUUAAGAGAGGAGAGGCUUUUUCCUGGCAAUGCUUCCAAACAAACCAUACUGUUCAUCAUUUUUCUAAUUGUAAUGGCAUGAACUUUACCAUGCUAACUGAGGCCUGUAGAGUCUGAGAUGUAACUCUGGAAAUGGCUUUAUAACCCUUCCCAGUUUAAUGAGCAGCAACAAUUGCUUCUCUAAGAUCAUUGCUGAUGUCUUUCCUCCUUGGCAUUGUGUUAACACACACCUAAAUACUCCAGAUCAGCAAACUGCUAAAAUAUUUUUGUUAAAUCAUGACACUGUGUAAUAUGUCAUGUGUUGUUCAUCUGAGGUUGUAUUUACCUAACCUGCUAAAGAACAGAUGAUUAUGUUUUUUAUGUAAAACAAUAGAAUUCAA
Messenger RNA from Pelobates fuscus (common spadefoot toad), 6728 nucleotides. RefSeq names its product bromodomain containing 10 (gene BRD10). NCBI's taxonomy places the organism in Eukaryota, Metazoa, Chordata, Amphibia, Anura, Pelobatidae. The coding region runs from base 69 to 5474 and encodes 1801 amino acids. The transcript has 8 exons. The record is from RefSeq and is a predicted model, not a curated record.